Molecule: messenger RNA, 801 nt
Organism: Olea europaea var. sylvestris
Lineage: Eukaryota; Viridiplantae; Streptophyta; Magnoliopsida; Lamiales; Oleaceae
Product: 5'-3' exoribonuclease 3-like
Exons: 6
Coding region: 1-786 (261 amino acids)
Biological process (GO): nuclear-transcribed mRNA catabolic process
Cellular component (GO): nucleus
Molecular function (GO): RNA binding; 5'-3' RNA exonuclease activity
Source: RefSeq, a predicted model, not a curated record
AUGGGAAUACCGUCAUUCUACCGAUGGCUGAUCGACAGAUAUCCACGUUCAGUAGUUGAAGUGAUAGAAGAUUCUCCGUCAUUUGUUAAUGGUGUUAAGGUCCCCGUGGAUACCACGAAGCCGAAUCCCAAUGGCUUUGAAUUCGACAAUCUCUACCUUGACAUGAAUGGCAUUAUCCAUCCCUGCUUUCAUCCAGAAGACAUGCCAAUGCCUGAAACUUACGAUGAAGUAUUCAGGGCAGUAUUUAAGUACCUUGAUCGGAUUUUUACUGUGAUUAGGCCGCGAAAACUUCUUUACAUGGCAAUCGAUGGUGUUGCACCAAGGGCUAAGAUGAACCAGCAGCGAGCAAGACGAUUCAGAGCUGCUAUAGAUGUAACUGAUGAAACUUCUCAAAUGGAGAGACCAAGAGGAGACCUUGAACAGGAAGGAAAUAACUUGGGAAAGCAAAAGCUCGAUUCAAAUGUAAUAACGCCUGGAACCGAAUUCAUGGAAUUGUUGUCUGAUGCUCUUCGGUAUUAUAUACAUUGGAGGACGAACCACGAUCCUGGUUGGCAAACAAUCAAGGUAAUCCUUUCGGAUGCUAGUGUGCCGGGUGAAGGUGAACACAAGAUAAUGUCUUAUAUCCGCUUGCAACGAAAUCUCCCAGGAUUUGAUCCAAAUACCCGACAUUGUCUGUAUGGACUGGAUGCAGAUUUGAUCAUGCUUGCUUUGGCUACCCACGAAGUUCACUUCUCAGUUUUAAGAGAGUCUGUAAGUAUGGGGUUUUUUCUCAGUUUUCAUCACUGAAAUUUUGUGUCCAAC